ACAAAGAUGUUGCUUGGCCCAAAUCUGAAUGGAAAAUUAUUGAUGAUAUUUUUUCCCUUCCAACAAUUGCAGAUCAAGACAUGUGGUGGUCAGGGUCUUGCUUUUGGGGGCGACGUUUCAAAAGAAGAGGAUGUGGAAUCAAUGAUCAAAACUGCAGUUAAUGCAUGGGGAACCGUUGAUAUAUUGAUAAACAAUGCAGGUAUUACUAGAGAUGGUUUAUUGAUGAGAAUGAAGACGUCUCAGUGGCAGGAAGUUAUUGAUCUGAAUCUCACUGGUGUAUACCACUGCACACAGGCUGCAGCCAAAAUUAUGAUGAAAAAGAAAAAGGGGAGGAUAAUUAACAUAGCAUCAGUUGUUGGUCUUACUGGUAAUAUUGGGCAAGCCAAUUAUAAUGCUGCCAAAGCAGGGGUAAUUGGCCUAACGAAAACCGUGGCAAAGGAAUAUGCAAGCAGGAAUGUUAAUGUGAGUUUUCAAUCGUGUCAAUCCAUUCUCAUAAUUAGGCAUUGUACUAGAUGCAGCAAGUAG
Molecule: messenger RNA, 525 nt
Organism: Rhododendron vialii
Lineage: Eukaryota; Viridiplantae; Streptophyta; Magnoliopsida; Ericales; Ericaceae
Product: 3-oxoacyl-[acyl-carrier-protein] reductase, chloroplastic-like
Exons: 5
Coding region: 7-525 (172 amino acids)
Molecular function (GO): oxidoreductase activity
Source: RefSeq, a predicted model, not a curated record